UUGAGAUCUUGACGAGCGUUCGGCUUAGUGUUGCCAUUGACCAAGGACAGGUCGGAAUGGGACCACGGAGAAGAGUUCAGCAACAGGAUGUAUUAAAGAAAGGGUUGCCUUGGACCGUACUGCCUCAACCUCUAUACUCUCCUAUCGGAAUCUUUGCAACAGGCAACCCAAACCCAACAUUUGACCAAAUUUCUACUCGAGUAUCUGCAACAAAAAUGGGAAGCCGAGGCGUCAUGACCUGGCUCGACAAGCUGGAAGAGCAGCUCAACGUCGACGUCGACUGGAUGGACCCCGAGUACAUCAAGAGCAUGCCGAUCGUCCCCCACGACCAGACGAGCAACCAGCUCUGGGUCGACAUCCAGCUCGGCCACCCGUCGAACAGGGACCUCUUGUUGGAGACGGCCAAGGAGUUGAAGGACGAGGGAUGGCUGGCCAUCUACACCCGAAUGGUGCGUAGUCGGGCCCCUUCUUUCAUCGUUGUCACCUUGAUGCAAAACAAAAGGGACCAUAGUAUCAAGCUGACCAGCCCCCCCACCCCCGGGGAACAUGUCCAGGCCGUCCUCAUGUGCAAGAAGAACAUCGACUCCAUCCGGGGCCGGGUCCUGCUGCAGACGCUCCCGUCCAACGCGUACAAGACGCAGGAGACGCUCGACCACGCGCGGCUGUACGACCGCGAGUUCGCCCGCGCCGGCGUCGGGCGCGACAGGUACUGCAUCAAGAUCCCCUCGACGGGGCCGGCCCUGAACGCCGCCAAGGUGCUCUCUUCCGAGGGCAUCCCGACGCUCGGGACGGCGCUGUUCGGGCUCCCGCAGGCCAUCGCGUGCAGCCAGGCGGGGAUGCUGUACAUCAGCCCGUAUUACAACGAGGGGAGAAAAGAGGUGCGAGCCCAUGACGAGCCGGAAGCGCUGUGGCCCGACGUCAAGGACCCGGCAACGCAGCACCCCAUGUCGGCGAGGAUCGUCCAGAUCAUCGAGAUGUACAAGCGGCUGUACAAGGAGACGGGGAGAGAGCAGCCUCUCGUGAAGAACGCUAGCUUCAUCUCGGCCAAGGAGGCCAUGGCGGCUGGGGAGAUGGGAUGCCACUCGGCGACCAUCUCGCACACGGUGCUCGACCAGCUGGCGAAGCUGCCGUACGACGGCGCCGCUCAGCCGGGUGAGGGCGUGCCGAAGCCCGCGCACGUUUAUAGGGACGCCGGGCCGCCCCCGGCGCGGCUGAGGAGGCUCGUCGAUGUCGACCCCCUGGCGCCGGCCGGGUGGGACGGGAAGCCGGCGGCGGCGGCGAGCGCCACCAACGUCGACUAUCUCGGUGACGGGGGCGCCGAGCUGCAGAGGGCCAUCGAGGCGGACGCCAUCACCGCGACGCGGCUGGCGGAUGCGCUGAAGCUGUUUAUCGGCGGCGAGGAGAGCAGCCGGGCCAAGAUCGAGGAGGUUCUGGGCAAGAUUUGA
Molecule: messenger RNA, 1445 nt
Organism: Colletotrichum destructivum
Lineage: Eukaryota; Fungi; Ascomycota; Sordariomycetes; Glomerellales; Glomerellaceae
Product: Putative transaldolase/Fructose-6-phosphate aldolase, aldolase-type TIM barrel
Exons: 5
Coding region: 57-1445 (462 amino acids)
Biological process (GO): pentose-phosphate shunt, non-oxidative branch; carbohydrate metabolic process
Cellular component (GO): intracellular anatomical structure
Molecular function (GO): transaldolase activity
Source: RefSeq, a predicted model, not a curated record